AUGUCAUUCUUUUCAUAUAUAUCUAUCUAUUUCAGCCUGUUUCUUUCUUUCUGUCUCUCUAUCUAUUUAUUUAUCUAUCUAAAUCUACUUCUAUCUAUCUAUCUAUCUAUCUAUCUAUCUAUCUAUCUAUCUAUUUCUGAUAGCUUGUUGUUUUGUGCCUGGCUGUUGUUUUUACCUAAUAGCCUCACAUUCUUUUAUUCAUCUUUCGUUUUUUUUCGUCCUUCUCACUCCCACCCCGAUUAUUAUUUUUUUUUCACUUUCGUUUCUUUGACAGUUCCUUUUUCUGUUCCUCGUUUUGGUUGGCCCUUUAACUUCAAGCCAGCCACCAGCAUCAAUAACGUCUCCGGAUUCUCCCAGUUCUCUUCCACGUUCACUUACCCACUCACAGCGUCGGCCGCCACAUUUGUUGCCAGGGCGGCUGUUUGUUACCUGAUAGUCCAUCACAGAUCUUCGUCUUCCUAUCUAUCUAUCUAUCUAUCUAUCUAUCUAUCUAUCUAUCUAUCUAUCUAUCUAAGUGGAAAGCUCUACAGACCAAUAGCCAUCUAUCUCUCUAUUCCUCUAUCAAUCUAUCUCUUACCAAUCUAUUUAUCUCACUUUGUUCCUGUCUAUCUCUGUCUGUUCUUAUCUAUCUAUCUAUCUAUCUAUCUAUCUCAGUGUGUUAAUAUCUACCUAUCUAUUUAUCUAUUGCGCCCUCUUUCUUUCUUUCUUUCUUUCUUUCUUUCUUUCUAUCUAUCUAUCUAUCUAUCUAUCUAUCUAUCUCCCUCUGUUCCUAUAUCAAUUUCACUCUGUUCCUAUCUAUCUAUCUAUCUAUCUAUCUAUCUAUCUAUCUAUCUAUCUAUCUAUCUCAGUCUACCUCUUUCUCUCUCUCUCUAUCUACCAUUUGGAGAAGGGCCGGCGUGGGAGAAGAAACGCGAGGCUUCAUAUCUGAACCCUCCUCACGGGCAGGCAAAAGGCCGCACAUAUGACUCACACAAGACCGGCACUGAGUUUAUUAACGUAUCUCUCAGCCGAACCUGGGAACGCUCCACGCUUUCUUUAUAG
Messenger RNA from Acanthosepion pharaonis, 1041 nucleotides. The record is from the annotation of a GenBank genome assembly. Lineage: Eukaryota; Metazoa; Mollusca; Cephalopoda; Sepiida; Sepiidae.